CUACCCGCACCAGGACCAUGUUUGGCUUCGUCGGUCUCUCCGAGGACAACAAGGAGCGCAUCUCCAAGGCCAUCGAGGUCGCAAAGACGGUCGUCCAUUACGGGUGGAUCCCGACCAUCCUCGUCGUCGCGUGGAGAGCCAGCAACCCGAGGCCGCCCAUCAUGAGGCUCAUCUCCCCUCUCGCCUGAGCGUUUCUCUCUCGUUCCACAGCAGCGCAAUGUACAGCAUACCCCUCUCGCAUC
Messenger RNA from Rhodotorula graminis WP1, 242 nucleotides. RefSeq lists its product as uncharacterized. Gene Ontology annotation, biological process: protein import into mitochondrial matrix; protein insertion into mitochondrial outer membrane. Lineage: Eukaryota; Fungi; Basidiomycota; Microbotryomycetes; Sporidiobolales; Sporidiobolaceae. Bases 18 to 188 code for a protein of 56 amino acids. The transcript is spliced from 4 exons. Gene Ontology annotation, cellular component: mitochondrial outer membrane translocase complex; mitochondrial outer membrane. The record is from RefSeq and is a predicted model, not a curated record.